UUUUUCAGGUGGAUAUGUAUAGGCAAAGCCUGAUAGAAAGAAUUCAUGAACACGCUACCACCUUGGCCGAAAAUGUGUUUGAUACUGGCACCGAAGUGUCUUUUGCGUAUGUCUUGGAAGAUGGAAAGUUCUUUAGAGGAAAGGUCAUUGCAGCCGAGUCUGGUAUAUAUCGUAUUUUUAUACCAGAUAUAGAGCGAACCGUUGAGAAAACAUACGCGUCGCUGGUACAUGCUGAUUUUGACAUUUUUGAUGAUAGCAACUGGCGAAUUGCACAGGAUAGCUUCAGUAUCAACAACAGCCAGAAAAGUAUAUAUUCCACUCCGAAAGAAAAUUGCUCAAUAGAUACCGGCAAUGAUCAGCACGUAAUGUCAGCAACGCAAACAGGACACAAUCAUAUCUCUUCCAUUAGAGAAGCAUCAAAAUUUUUGUCGAAACAACUGAAUGGAGUUAUUUCUUCCCAUAAUUUAAGUGAAAUUGAUUUCCUGCUGGACGAGGUGGCCACAAAAUUUCAACUCCACAUGGAACAAUUGCAGGUUCCGUUGCUGAAUAAAAUAGCAGCAACGAAUGACUCCAGCCUAAUUUUACAUGUUUUGAAAGAUUGGCCAUUUUCCGAAAAUGAGCUAUUGAAAACAAUGACAACUUAUUUUGAACGUAACCCCGACAGAAUACAAACGUCAGUAGGACUUAUCUACGAAUGCGCUCUCAAAGUUCUGGAUUCUGAAAAUCAAAUGCGUUUGAAAGUUAUCAUAGAUGAACUUCUCCUUAGGAACUUGAAAUUCAGAGAAGCGUUUAAACAACGAGUGAGCAGAAGAUUCCUGGAAGAAUUUGAUUGUCUUCAGUUGGACGAUGAAUGUGAAGAAAACUUGCUUCAAAAUGAAGGGUCCUCAACGAAAUGGCUGUGGGAAGAUAACACGGGCUUCAACGGAAGUUCAGGAUCAGGAAUCAGUGGACUGUCGAUAGCCUGAUUUAGAACCAUUUUAAAAGCAGAGGAAACUGCACAUCGCUAAUGUGAAUAUGCGAAAUGUGGAUAGAAAGAGUCAUGCGUGCAUGCUAAAGAGCUGUGCUCUUCUAUGAAACUUAUUUAGUUUUCGACUAGUGUAUACGAAGAAUAACUUCGCCUUUAUUCACUGCGCCAUAUUUUUUUCAUCUCCAUUGUGCUCAUUAUUAUUAUAAUUAGUCGAUAGUUUGUUCUAACACUUAAGAUGUUUUUUAGAUAGAAUAAUUUUUUUAAUUGUCAUGCCAAUCUACC
Molecule: messenger RNA, 1249 nt
Organism: Symsagittifera roscoffensis
Lineage: Eukaryota; Metazoa; Xenacoelomorpha; Acoela; Convolutidae
Exons: 4
Coding region: 15-965 (316 amino acids)
Source: RefSeq, a predicted model, not a curated record